UUAAUGAUAUCAGGGACAUAAAUUUGCAUUCUUCUUUUUAGCAACAUAAAUUUGCAUGUGGCUUUAUCUUGCGCAAUGGGCAUGUAGUUUCGCGGAGGUAUAUAGAUAAUUGUACCUAUAUUUUACCAUGAAGGCAACUUCUUGUAUUGUUUUUUAUUUUUUUGUAUUUUUUAUUUUGUUGCAUUAGAAUUCAAAGCAGCACGAGAACGCGGGGAAAACCCGAGGCAGUGCUCUCUCCGAGGAACCUGUACUGUUGCACAUCCCAAAUCAGACAAUCCAACGUACUUAUAUCAUCAAUUCCUUUUCCACUUCCCCAACGUUUUAUAUUUUUUUAAUCAUUUGCUUGCGCCUCCAAAAAAAGCGUUUAAAUUUUUUUCCCCAGGACCCAAGGUCAGUUGCUCCACCCUGUCCCACACUUUCUCCCCCUUGUAAAGCUCUUCCCCUUAUUAAUUAGUCGUUCAUAGUGAAAACGAAGGAAACAUGGCGUUGCGUUCGUCCUCGUCACCGUCGUGGGCAGUGGAAAUGGCACUGCAAGAGCUCCAGAAACUGGAGUCCGAGCACCCCGACCGCUUCGACUACCUCAAAAGGGAGCUCAAAUCGCUCAUUGCUGAGCCCCUCUUCACUUCCCGCGACCCCACCAUCCCUACUCUUCUACCCGCUUCCUCCGCUGCCACCCAAGUUUCCUCCAAUCGGAAGAGAAAGUUUGAUGGCCACAUGGAAGAACAUGGGAAGAUCCGGAAAAGAGUAGAAGGGAAAAAGCGAGAGUGUUUGGGUGGGUCGAAAUGCGGGGUGGAGCGGGCCAUUCAACGUGCCGAGGCAUGCUUGAAGAGGAUACAGCAGCUUAAGCACAGCCUUUUCCCGUUUUGAGUUUAGUUACUGGUAAUAGAUAGAUUUUGGAAAAAAAAUUGUAUCGAUUUAGGAUGAUGAUUCGGAGAGUGUAGGGAUAAAAAAGUUCAACCUGAACGA
This is a messenger RNA of Ananas comosus (pineapple), 966 nucleotides long. RefSeq lists its product as uncharacterized. Lineage: Eukaryota; Viridiplantae; Streptophyta; Magnoliopsida; Poales; Bromeliaceae. Bases 481 to 867 code for a protein of 128 amino acids. The transcript has 3 exons. The record is from RefSeq and is a predicted model, not a curated record.